Molecule: messenger RNA, 1171 nt
Organism: Triplophysa rosa
Lineage: Eukaryota; Metazoa; Chordata; Actinopteri; Cypriniformes; Nemacheilidae
Gene: ube2e2
Product: ubiquitin-conjugating enzyme E2E 2
Exons: 6
Coding region: 173-775 (200 amino acids)
Biological process (GO): protein polyubiquitination
Cellular component (GO): nucleus
Molecular function (GO): ubiquitin conjugating enzyme activity
Source: RefSeq, a predicted model, not a curated record
ACGGCCAAAGCGGGGACGCGCGUAGAGGCGGUCCGGCUGCUUGGGUUUCUGUAAUCGCGUUUUUUUUCUGCUACAUUCAGUUAAAUAGCGCGGAGGCGAGGACGAGCGGACGGCCCGACACACGGUAUCAUCCAGGACAAAGCGCAUCGGGACUCCGCUCGGCAGGGCCAAGAUGUCUAGUGAGGUGCAGAGACCAGAUGAUAGCCCCAGCACCAGCGGAGGGAGUUCAGACAUCGAGCAGCGAGAGACGGCACCUCCGCAGGAGCGAGACCUGGUGGCCCCCAAGAAGAAAGAGACCAAGAUCUCCAGUAAAACUGCCGCCAAACUCUCCACCAGUGCCAAGAGGAUUCAGAAGGAACUUGCAGAAAUCACACUCGACCCCCCGCCGAACUGCAGUGCCGGCCCCAAAGGAGACAACAUCUACGAAUGGAGGUCAACUAUUUUAGGACCGCCGGGCUCCGUGUACGAAGGAGGGGUCUUUUUCCUUGACAUCGCGUUUACACCUGACUACCCGUUUAAACCACCCAAGGUGACGUUUCGAACGAGGAUCUAUCACUGUAACAUCAACAGUCAGGGAGUGAUCUGUCUGGAUAUUUUGAAGGACAACUGGAGUCCAGCUCUCACCAUCUCAAAGGUCCUGCUGUCCAUCUGCUCUCUACUAACAGACUGUAACCCAGCGGAUCCUCUGGUCGGAAGCAUUGCCACACAGUACUUGACCAACAGAACGGAACAUGACAGAAUAGCCAAACAGUGGACGAAGAGAUACGCCACAUAAACGCCUCCUACAGUAUCGUUCCUCCCCGACACAAACACACACACACACACUAUACCCCCGCCCCGCCCUCCUGUGCCUCUCUACCUCUCCCAAUCUGCUAAAAGCACAUUCACCAAGUGCGACGUGCAUCUGGCCCCUCUUCCUUCCAUCUUCCUUUACACCUGUCUGUGACGACAAACUCUCCUUUGUUCCUCGUUGACUUGAAAGCUUCUUUUUAUACAAAGAGUAGAUUGGGACUUUAUUUUCCAAUUAUCUGAAUGUUUGAAUUACCUUAGGUGAAAAGGAAUACUAUUGUUUAUUAUUAUUGUUGUUGUUAUUAUUGUCGACUUAAUGUAUCUAUAUCCUUUUUUGAAGUGGCAUCCGGAACAAAUACAGCUUCUAAACCGUCUCCCUUCA